Molecule: messenger RNA, 2048 nt
Organism: Hibiscus syriacus
Lineage: Eukaryota; Viridiplantae; Streptophyta; Magnoliopsida; Malvales; Malvaceae
Exons: 4
Coding region: 1635-2012 (125 amino acids)
Source: RefSeq, a predicted model, not a curated record
GACGCCUUCCGCAGACCAGAAACAAGAAGAACAAUUUUGGAUUAGAUCGGCGAAUUCGAAGCUCCAGAUCGUCAUUUUGAAGCCCCGGUGAUAGGGUUUUUCGUUAUUUAUUUGAUUUAGAUAUCGAAAUUCAACGAAGUUCUUUCUUUCAAGGCUGAAUUUGUUUUUGUUGUUGUUGGCGUUGACGGAUUCUUUUAUUCGAAAAUCUGGGUAAGGAUUGGCUGGGGCGAUUGUUAUUUCUUUAUUUGAUUUUAUUUGAAUUUCUACCCUUUGUUUGUGGUUGAUUUUUCCCCUUCAUCCAAGAUCGGACUUGGCGUUGUUUAGAUGUCAAAGAAUCUUAUUCAGAGGAUGAGCAGAUUUGGGGGUUUUGUUUUUUCGUUGAUGAAAGUUGUUGAAAAGAUGGGGUCUUCUUUUUCGGAUUCUCCUAUAUCGACCUUUCGCAUUGAAUAUAGUAAAAUUUCUUCUGGGAUGUUUCGUAAGUGAGGCGAUCGGCAUCGAUUGCUGCAGGAGCUUCGGUGGAAGGGGUUUUUAUCGCUAAUUUUAGGAUGUUUGUCUACUUUAGUGCAAUAUAUCGAAGUCAACAGAGCUGAUUCUUUAAUCAAGACUUGAAACACUAUUCUGGGAGCUAUACCGAUGCAUCGAUAGGCUGAUUAGAUAGAAAUUCUAAGGUGUUUACUUUUUGUUAGAUGGAUUAAUUGUCAUUUAGAUGCGUCGAAAGGCUGGUGUUCUUAUCUUCUGAUGAUAAAUUUGGUAUAAUGUUUAGAUGGAUUAAUUGUUCGUUUAGAUGCGUCGGAAGGAUGAUGUGCUAAUCUUCUGAUGAUAAAUUUGGUGUUUUUACUGUUUAUAUUAUUUGGAUCUUUGGACCUUGGGGUUACUUUUUUCUGAUUUAAGGAGCCUCAUGUUCUUGUUUGUGAAAUUCAAAACACCUUAGCUGCAGAAAAGUGUAGGGAAAUUGAAGGAAGAAUAAUAUGUCCUUCAAAGGAGAAAUGGAGACCUUUACUGAUGUUUUUGGCUUUUGUUCAGAUUGACUGUCGGAUAGGGACACGAUAUUUUACGUUAUGGGCGAAGCGAACUUAUAAAGCUUUAGGGUGAAGACAGAUUAUCAAUAGAAAAUACUUGCCCUGCUAGCCCCCCUGGGUCCAUCCUGCUGUUGGAUAGUUUGACACAAAGUAGCUAGGUUGCCAUGUCAAUUUUUGGGCAUAGAUAAAAACAAUUGUACUUAUUGCCCAGAGUUAAUAUGCAGAAAUAAUGCAUAGAAAAUAACACAGUUUGUCAAAAGUCAAAACUGUAUGCUUUGAUGAUGAUUGAUGAAACUUUUACUUUAUAUAUUCUAUUGUAUGUGAAGAACUCAAAUGUGUCCAAUGGUGACAUUGAGAAGGGAAUUUUCCUGGACAUCAAAUGUGUCACCCUGAUCUGCCUCAAGGAAGGAUAGACACUUCUCUCGUUGAUUUUUUUUAGCUGUAUAAUAAUCUGUGUAUUUUUAAAUAUCUGAAAAGAUUGGAGGAACCAAAUUAACUAACCAUAUUUUUGCUUGCACCGGAAGUUUCUCUUCUACACCAGUAGGUCUGGAACGCAGAAGUUUUGUAAAUUCCGACUUUUUUUGGAAAACAGUUCCAAAGAGGAAUAGGAGUGGGAUGAGUCGUAACAGGAAGCCAGUUGCUAAAAGCUUGACAAUGGGAUUGGAGCUAGCCAAUAAUAAUUCCAGAGAACUGGAGAAUGUUACUGAUCCAGAAUCGGAGAAGCUUGGUGGGGAUGUUCUAGGUCGGCGCUUUAGUGAAAAAGUUGAGAAUGUUCCAAUUAAGAAAAGGUGGUUUAUGUUCCGGUCUCCGUCACCACCAACCCCAAUUUCCACUUGUCUGCACCUUGAAGCCUCUGAAGAGCAUGUAGGUUUUCAAACUACUGCAGAUCAGAAUUGUGGUUCAAGUGCUGAGCAGUGGCAACGGCUCAUGAAUCUGAUUGUUCUGUCAAGUCAUAUGCUCCUAGUACCGAUGAUGAGAAGAUUCCAGAGGUAAUAAACGGUGUCGAGGAUCUCUCAGGGAUUGAAAUAC